AUGCUCGGCAGAAUGGCUACCUCUCCAGACUCCAGUAGCACAGUGGUUAGGCAGCAGCGGCCUUCCGUCACCCAGUCACCCGCUGUUGCAGGCACACGACGUUCGCCCCGGCCCAUCCUCCCGCAGCCGUCACCCCCCGUGAGUCGCUCCACCAACGAUGAACCGAGCAGCAGCGCGGCCCGUCCUCUGCCGGCGCUGCCGAAGGUGAAGAUUCCUUCCUUCCCGGAACAAACACGCCCCCAGGGACCUCCGAAGCGCAACGCGGAUGCCGACGCUCCUUCCCCACGUCAUCGCAUGACGAAACGCACUCGUCAUGCGUACACCGCCAAGGAGAAGCUCCACUGGCUGAAACUGCAGGAAUCGCAGCCGGACCUGUCGAAUGGAGCUUUGUCCAAGCUGGCGAAGGUGCAGCCCUGCCAGAUCCGCGAGUGGAAGCGGAUGAGGGAGCGUCUGGAGGUCGCCUCUGGAUGCCGCCGUCGCCUCAUGGGAGCUGGGCGCCGCGCGAAGUACCCGUUCAUGGAACGGGCCAUGUAUCGGCAGUUUCUUAAGCACCGCGCUAAGGGACUCGCCGUCUCGGUCAGCAUGCUGCAGCAGUGGAGCGCCAAGUUCAUGAAGCAUCGGAUGCCUGGCGUGAAUUGGCGCGCUUCACACCGCUAG
Molecule: messenger RNA, 657 nt
Organism: Closterium sp. Yama58-4
Lineage: Eukaryota; Viridiplantae; Streptophyta; Zygnematophyceae; Desmidiales; Closteriaceae
Source: the annotation of a GenBank genome assembly